This is a messenger RNA of Dermacentor andersoni, 2309 nucleotides long. Lineage: Eukaryota; Metazoa; Arthropoda; Arachnida; Ixodida; Ixodidae. The record is from RefSeq and is a predicted model, not a curated record.
AUAGCCGAGCAAUCGCUUGUGACCGCGGUCGCGUUCACUGCUUUGUCGCGCUCCACGCUUUCCACCCCGCAGCCCUUGACAGCUCUCUCGAACAACGCUGUACCCGCACUGCGCCCACUUAGGCACCGUAGCAGUUGACAGUGUGCCGGAGACGAACAUUUACGAACAUGCCUCUGCGAACGGGAUUGAGCAUCAUUAUUCGGCGCUGGGCUUGCAGUUCGCCUAAACCCACCAUACAGCGACGAUUCGUUUCUAAUGGACCGUUCAUAGUGUCCGACGAAGUGUCGGCUGCGCUGCACGAUGGCCGCCCCAUUGUGGCACUGGAGACAAGCAUCAUGACCCAUGGAAUGCCCUACCCGGAGAAUAUCAGUACGCAGAAAGAGCUAGAAGCGAUCGUUCGAGGUCGUGGUGCUGUCCCGGCCACGGUGGGCGUUCAUGGUGGGAUUCUUCAUGUGGGUUUGGACAUGAACAGCCUAGAAAGUUUGGCACAAGUGGGUAAUCGGGCAGCAAAAAUAUCGCGACGGGACCUACCUGCUGCGCUGUCGAAGGGACUCUCCGGGGGAACAACCGUGUCGGCAACCAUGGUGGCGUGCAACCGGGCCGGCAUUCAGGUGUUCGCCACGGGAGGCAUCGGAGGAGUGCACAGGGGCGGAGAAUCUACUUUGGACAUAAGCCCGGAUGUCAUGGAACUUGGUCGCAGUCCUAUCACUGUCGUGUCGUCCGGCAUCAAGUCAAUCCUGGACAUUGGCCGCACUCUUGAAGUUCUGGAGACCGAAGGCGUUUGCGUGGCAGCCUUCGGAGAGAGCCAGGAGUUCCCGGCGUUCUUCGCCGUCCGCAGCGGGCACCAGGCUCCGUGGCGCGUUGCUGACGCCGCCGAGGCUGCUUCCCUUAUCGAAAGCCGAAAUGCACUUCACUUGGACAGCGGUGUGCUGAUUGCGGUUCCCAUUCAGAAGGAGUUCGAAGUGGAUGGAAAUGUUGUCGAAGAGGCGAUUCAGCUAGCGCUCAGGGAAGCAGAGGCAGCCGACUUGACGGGUAACGCCGUGACGCCGUUCAUCCUGCAGAAACUGACGGAGAGGACUGCGGGCGCCACUCUGCGAGCCAACGUCGCUUUGAUCAAAAACAACGCGGGCGUUGCUGCGGACAUUGCCAGCGCUCUUUCCAAGAUUGAACGAGAGGACAAGCAACGCAGCCUGUUUCGUCCAUCGAUACCGCGACAGCCAUCCCCACCGGUAGUAAUUGGAGGAUCUGUAGCCGACAUCGUCGUCAACUGCAUGGAGGACAUGCUUCAGCUGAACGGUACGACACAUGCGGGCCGCAUCCGCACGAGUUGGGGCGGCGUGGGUCGCAACGUGGCCGACUGCCUCACCCGCCUUCUAGGAGGCACGGUGCGCCUGGUGUCCGCCGUGGGCGUCGACCGGCACGGAGAGGCGCUCCUUCAGCACAACCGGCUACUGGACACCAGUGGCGUGGUUCGUGUGGAGGGUGCCCGGACGGCCUCGUACUGCACGGUGUUGGACGACAGGGGAGACUGCCUGUUUGGCGUCGGCGACAUGGACGCUCACCGCCACAUAUCCCCGGAACUGAUCGGGCAAAACGAAGAGCACAUCGCAUGCGCUCCUGUGGUCGUCAUCGACGGCAAUCUGCCCGACGAAACCAUCAGCUACGUCCUCCAACUGUGCGGCCAGCGGCAGGUACCGGCGUUUUUCGAGCCAACCGAUGUUCGCAAGGCCGUGAAGCCAUUCCUGUCAGAUGCCUGGCGCCAUCUGUCUAUCGUAUCACCAAACCUUGCAGAGCUGAGAGCCAUGCACGCCGCCCUGGGAAAAGUAUUGGGAACCAGUGCUACCAUAGAUGGGCCUGCCGCCUCAACGGUGGCUGUGGACCCAGUGAUGGAAGGUGCCUUGCUGGGUAGCUGGCUUGCUCGUCACAUUCCGGUCGUGCUCGUCACCUUGGGAGUUCACGGCGCCCUGCUCAUCGAGUGCAUGCCUUCGGGGACAACUAAGGAAGCGGCUGGUCACCAGGGAUCCGCCAAGGUGCUUCACUAUCCAGCCUCGAAGAUCGAGACAGUGCAGAGUGUCUCAGGAGCAGGAGAUUGCCUUGCUGGAGGAUUCUUGUGCGGCCUGCUUCUUGGACUUCCUUGGGACCGGUGCAUGGGGAUCGGCAUGGCGGCUGCACGCAGGUCUCUGAUGUCAUCGGACACAGUUCCCAACACGCUGGGCCCGGACUGCCUUGACGCUGUCUCCACGUCUCGUCCAAUAGAUCUCGAACCAACCCGGGGAUAGCGCAAUAAAUUAUUUGCGUUCUUAAUAUGA